Messenger RNA from Racocetra persica, 404 nucleotides. The record is from the annotation of a GenBank genome assembly. NCBI's taxonomy places the organism in Eukaryota, Fungi, Glomeromycota, Glomeromycetes, Diversisporales, Gigasporaceae.
AAAAUCAACGUGAAAUGUCGCGUCGAGAAAUAGAAAUGACUGCUCAAUUCGCCAUUCAAAAAUUUGCUAAAGAUAUUUUAUCAGCAGUGGACAAUUUGGAACUUGCUUUAGAGUCUGUUCCACCAGAGCUACGAACUGAACCUACCACUCCUAUAGAUUCUGCUUCAGUUAUUAGCAAAUUGGUUACUUUAUAUAAAGGUGUUUAUUUGACAGAAUCUGAAUUGUUAAAUACACUUAAACGCCACGGCAUAGAAAAGAUCGAACCAAAAUUAGGUGAAAAAUUUGAUCCAAAAAUCCAUGAAGCUUUGUAUCAAGCAAAUGUAAGCGGUCAAGACGUCGGGACUAUUUUUGAUAUACGAAAAAUAGGAUACAGUUUAAAUGGCAGAGUUCUUAGACCUCCUCAA